Molecule: messenger RNA, 1362 nt
Organism: Ixodes scapularis (black-legged tick)
Lineage: Eukaryota; Metazoa; Arthropoda; Arachnida; Ixodida; Ixodidae
Product: gastric triacylglycerol lipase
Exons: 9
Coding region: 95-1330 (411 amino acids)
Biological process (GO): lipid metabolic process
Molecular function (GO): hydrolase activity, acting on ester bonds
Source: RefSeq, a predicted model, not a curated record
GCAUCUUAGGGAAGAAUGUCGAUGUAAAGCGUUUCGCAACAAGAAUCGCUUGGUUUUUGUUCCGAGCCCGUCCACGUCUCUCUGAGCAAGGAACAUGGAAAGCCACCGCUACACAAGGGCCGGUUUGGUCUUGUUCGUAGUUAUGGUGUUUGCUGGAGCACGGCAUACCGAGCAGGACAGCGGUGACGCAAUCGAUAUGGAUUGCUACAGAAAUGCGUCAUCCCUCAUCGCGAGCAAGGGCUAUCAGGUCGAAGAGUACGAAGUCACCACGAGCGAUGGCUACAUCUUGGCAGUGCAACGGAUCCCGGAGGGAAGAAGUAAUGCACUCAGGAAUCAGGACAGUCCCAAAAAGGUGGUCUUCCUCCUGCACGGAUUACUCGGCUCAUCCGCGGACUGGGUGCUAAACUAUCCACCACAAAGCUUGGGCUUUAUCCUGGCUGAUGCCGGGUACGACGUUUGGCUCGGAAAUGUCCGCGGAAACACGUAUUCCCGUCACGUCAAAUACAACAGGCGCUCGAAAGAGUUCUGGAACUUCAGUGUCGACGAAAUGAUUGAGCGAGACCUGCCAGAAACGUUGGACUUCGUUCUUAAGCGGACCGGACGACAAAAGCUCUUCUUUGUUGGGCACUCACAAGGAACAUCGAUUAUGUUCGGACUUCUUUCACUGCGCCCGGAGUACAGCGAGAAGAUCAAGUUAUUUUGUGCCUUAGGUCCAGUGUCCGCCAUCACGAAUACAAGGUCACCGAUGCGGUACAUGAGUCCGUUCGGCAAAUACAUUGGGGCGUUUGUCAACUCCCUCGGGAGGUACGAGUUCUUGCCAAACAACUUCGUGAUGAAGUUGCUCGUCGACGCCGUGUGUAGGCAUGAAGGCCCACGGGACGUGUGCGGGAACAUCGUCUUCCUCAUCUACGGCCCCGAAACGAUGGAGCUGAACGUGACGCGCCUGCCGGUCUUCCUCUGCCACGUGCCAGCCGGAACCUCUGUCAGAACGAUGGUUCACUAUUCUCAGAUUUUAAUAAGCGGCCGUUUCCAGAAGUUUGACUUUGGUGAAAACAGGAAUCAGUUGGUCUACGGGGCGAGCACGCCGCCGGAGUACGACGUGUCGCGGGUUGCCGUUCCCGUGGCUCUGUUCUGGAGCGAGGGCGACUGGAUGGCUGAUCCCAGGGACGUCGCCCUGCUGCGGCGCCGUCUGCCCAACGUGGUUCUGGACUUUAAAGUCUCCCAACCAAAGUUCAGUCACAUAGACUUCGCCGCCGGGAUCCACGCUAAGGCGCUCGUCUAUGAGCCUAUGAUGAAGCUGAUGGCGAGCUACAAAUCAGCCGGAGAAUAGCCCUCCCUGGUAUUGUUGGUCAGGACCUGGAA